Messenger RNA from Cladocopium goreaui, 2688 nucleotides. NCBI's taxonomy places the organism in Eukaryota, Dinophyceae, Suessiales, Symbiodiniaceae. The record is from the annotation of a GenBank genome assembly.
AUGAGUUUUGAUCCAGCCAUAUUCCAGGCUGCGCUCCUGGAAGUGGCCGAGGCAACAAAGGCUGCAGCCAGUGCAGCCCAGGCCAUACAAAAUGCGCCACAACAAGCAGUGGUGACAUCUCCAGGUUCCAGCCCUAGCAGUUCCAAUGCGCAGAACGUGGAUUGGUCGAAACUUUUGAAUAAGCCCCCUUUGUUUGACUACAAGUCUUCAGAAGAUGAAAUACGUGCCUACAGGGAUUGGAACUGGCAACUUGCACAGUUUCUGAAUGCGAUUGACAGUGGGUACGAGAAGGAGCUUCAAUCACUGAUGGAUGAUCCAUCUCAUCCAUUUGACCUUGAAUCAGCUUCAGCAGAGACGCGCAACCGAAGCGCCAAGCUGUAUGGUCUGCUGGCAUCACUAUGCCGGAACAGGAGUUUGCAUGUGAUUAGAAGUGUGAAGAAUGGUGAUGGAUAUGAAGCCCUACGUCAGUUGACUUUGGCGCUGAGACCAUCAAGCAGUGGCAGGGGACUAGCUCUUAUGUCAGCCCUGACAAGCUGGCCACAGUUUGCUAUGAACCAGCAGUUACAGCCACAGGUCUUGCGCUUGGAAGAUGCACUUGAAGAAGCUCGCAAAGCAGGUGCGACGAUACCUGACCAACUCAAGCAGGCGAUCUUGUUGAAAUCAGUGAGUGGCCAACUCAGGACACACCUCAAUUUGUCCAUUCAGGAGACAACCACUUUUGCUGAAUUGAGGGAUCAUGUACUGCGUUGGGACAGGAGCCAACAACGUUGGAAUGGGCUUUUGUUUUCAGAAGAUGCAGCUUCUUCUACAGCUGCACCCAUGGAAGUUGAUCGUAUCUACUCUUCUGGCAAGAAAGGUGAGGAACCUUUGAUGCCUCAAGCUCAUGCGGUGGACAUUGAUGUGGCAGCGCCAGUGGCCCCAGAAGAUGAAGACGCAGUUGUUGGCGUUGAGAUUGAUGGUGAACGUGAUGUUGCAGUUGAAUUGCAAGAUGACGAGAUUGACAUGAGUUUCUUGGCUGAGAUGGAACGUGAGUUGAAUGAAGAAGAUGCAAAGCAUGUGCCCAUGACUCCUCCAGUCAUUGCAGCUCCAGUGCCUGCAAGUCCCCGUGCUUCACCAACAAGCCGUGCUCAUGAUGAAGGUGGAGAUGAGAGCCAUGAAUCAAAGAAGGCCAAGGUUGAGUCCCAAAAGAAAAUGAGAAUUGGGAUGUUGCGUGUAAGUGGAAGAAAGGCACCGAAGCCUUUUGGUUGCUUGAAGGAUUCACGGAUGCAGAUUGGUCCCAGCGUGUUUUCACUCAGCUCAGCGGAAUCAGAACUUCACAGUAUGAUUUCUGGGACAUGUGAUGCGAUCUUUGUGAAGAAUUGCAUGGAGUUUUUACUGCAGGUGCAAAUUGAGCACCACCAGUUCACAGACAACUCUGCAGCAAGACAGCUGAUUGGAAGGCAAGGGGUAGGCCGGAUUCGCCACCUCUCAGCCAAACUUCUUUGGCUCCAAGACUUGACGCGCUUGGGUGAGGUCAACGUGUCCCAGGUGCCAACCUUCUGGAAUUACAGUGAUGUUGGAACAAAGAAUCUCAGCAAAGCCCGACUUUACUUCCUCCUGUGUGGCAUUGGUGCAGUUGAUCCUAUGACUGCAGAACCCAUUGGACAGGAGGAGUACGAUGUUGCAACAGAAAGAGAUGAAAGCCGAAAGGCAUUGAGCAAACUGGGAAAGGCCAUCAAAAGGAUCAGCCUGAUUCUUGGAGUGCAAAGCCUUGAGUCUUUGGCAGCGGAGGCAAAAUUGUUGGAGAUUUGUCCAAAGAAUGUCAAGGCGGUCGAGCGUGACAACAGUGCUGGUCUUUGGACGGCAGUUUGCGUUUUAUGCGUUUUGGUGAUGAUUCUGGCAACAGCAUUUUGCUGUGUAUGGAAGAAGUUCAACAAGCGCUUGAAGGAACAAGUAGAAGCGAUGAAACAAGUGCAAAAUGAUGUAUUCCAAUGCUGGAGUCAGGUAGCAGAUGAGGACAGUUACAUAGCAACUCAGGAGGCAAGGAUCACCGAGAUCCACAACAGACUGAUGAUGCAUGAUGGACGUUUGAUUGAGCAAAGCAACGAGCAUUCAAUGUUGCAUGACUACGCGUGUGGUUUGCAUUAUGGUUUGGUUGAGAGCGGUGGAUUUCUGCGUUUUGGCUUUGGUCUCACAACUGACCAAUUUACAAGCUUGGCAAUGCAUGAGCGUGCAAACUUGGUAGCUCAUGGAGCAAUGGGAUCAGAGCAAUACUUGCGUUUGGUCAGGCAACGUGCCAAGUCUGAACAUGCAGACACCACGGACGUACCAAUAAACCAUGGUGCAAACAUCAAUGUGGAAAACAACAAUGAUGAACAGGCAGAAUCAGAGACUUCAGAUGAUGACGAGAUGAUUGAUGAGGGAGAACAAAGAGUUUCCCCCAUGACACAGUUGAUGGAAAAUGUAAAGGAACAGCAUGGUCUUGCAGUUCAACGUGGAGAUUGGAGGGAUGCAAAUUCAAUCCAAUCCUUCAUCCUCACGAUGAUUACUGCAAUCAGUGGAGGCAUUGAUGAAAAUCUGAUAAACCAAUACCGUGAAAGAGCAGCAGAUCUUUUCCUCCAGUUGGCAGACAAUGCAAGGCCAAGCCGACCUGAAGCAUGUGCAACCUAUGGAAGAUUUGAAGCAAAGCUGCGAAAUCGAGAACGUUGA